Messenger RNA from Lolium rigidum, 903 nucleotides. RefSeq names its product transcription factor MYB4-like. The transcript has 4 exons. NCBI's taxonomy places the organism in Eukaryota, Viridiplantae, Streptophyta, Magnoliopsida, Poales, Poaceae. The record is from RefSeq and is a predicted model, not a curated record. The coding region runs from base 1 to 903 and encodes 300 amino acids.
AUGGGGCACCACUCCUGCUGCAACAAGCAGAAGGUCAGGAGGGGCCUGUGGUCGCCAGAGGAGGAUGAGAAGCUCGUCAAGUACAUCUCCACGCAUGGCCAUGGCUGCUGGAGUUCCGUCCCCAGACAAGCUGGGUUGCAGAGGUGCGGCAAGAGCUGCAGGCUGCGGUGGAUCAACUACCUGAGGCCGGACCUCAAGAGGGGGAGCUUCUCGCAGGAGGAGGAGGCGCUCAUCGUUGAGCUCCACAGGGUUUUAGGGAACAGGUGGGCCCAGAUAGCCAAGCACCUCCCUGGCAGGACGGACAACGAGGUGAAGAACUUUUGGAACUCCACCAUCAAGAAGAAGCUCAUAUCCCAGGCCGUGGGCAGCCUUCACGCCGGUAACAUCCCUUCCCCUGCAGACUUGUACUACAGCAUUCUUGACGGAGCGGCAGGACAAGGCAUGGCAGCUCCACCCGGGUGCGCGUCGUUGAGCGCGCUGGAUCACAUUCACAAUGCAGCUCAGGCAGGAGCCGUCGCGCAGUCCCCUCCAUCUUCGGCGCACAACUCUACGUCAUGGCUCAGCUUCGCCUCUCAGCCGAUGUUCCUCCCCAGCCACGGCGCCGACCUCCAGUACGCCGUCGACGGGGAGUUCAUCAGGCUGUGCCGCGCGGCGGAGAACCCUUACGGCCCCGAGAACGACGCCGGCCUCUUGGCUCAGGAAGUCGCCGGCGCCGCCGCCGGCGAUCGGAGCUGCAUCCCGACGUUUGUCGAGCCGAAGGGCGCCGUCGUCGAUCCGGCCAUGGGCCCGGUGGCGGACUUCAUGGACGCCAUCCUGGGUUCCUCGUCCACGUCGAACGCCAGCGCUUCGUCUGUCGACAGCUUCUCCGCGAACACCGGCAUGCAGCUUCACUGGAUUCCCUGA